Molecule: messenger RNA, 3599 nt
Organism: Photinus pyralis (common eastern firefly)
Lineage: Eukaryota; Metazoa; Arthropoda; Insecta; Coleoptera; Lampyridae
Gene: by
Product: tensin-1
Exons: 11
Coding region: 112-2973 (953 amino acids)
Molecular function (GO): protein binding
Source: RefSeq, a predicted model, not a curated record
GACAACACUCUCAGUUUUACAAGGCAAGAAUUGGACAAUGCGUGUAAUGAUCCAAGGUUUCCGCCGGAUGGUGCUGUAGAAUUACACUUUUGCGCUGGUCCCGAAGGGCGUAUGUCUGCACCCGCCCCAACACCAGCAGUACCUGUGACUCUUACAGAAGAUCCAGUGACACGUGCAGACAGUCCUUUGGAACUGGAUGAUUCGAAUGACGAAUCCGAUGGAGAAGACGUUAAUCAUACUUUUGGGCCCUUAGACGGAAGUAUCUACGCCACCAUCGCCAAGAAGCCGGAACUUUCGCCCGGCGCAGUUUCUAGCCCUCUCACUGUGUCCAUGGACUCGGGCAUUUCGUCUGCAGGUCACCAGCAAAACGCCCACACUAACGCCUCUACGAGUCCCCCACUGACAGCUCAACCGUCCCCACUGACCCCAGAAGACCAGCAUCGAGAAUUGGACGAGCUGCUUACGGAUAUGAUGUUAACAGUACAAAGUAUACCCGAUGUAAAACCGCGACAGUCACCUUCUGUCACCAACGGUACAACCUUCAACUUGGACCAUGUUAAGUACAUAGACGAAGAAGAGGAUAAAAACAUCCCCUAUCACGCGCGUCAUGAUAGUCGCCCGUUUAGUUACGGUGUUAACUCGAGCAUGAUCAACGAGGGUAAGGGACUUUCGAGUCCCAGUUUAGUGCGCAAGGCGAGUUUUAAUAAAAGUUCCGGUGAUACGUUAAAGAAAGUGCAAACGCAAGUGUUUCCGGAUUCCAACUUUUCCUCGUACCCUUCCGGCUACCCGACGUACAACACAUCAAAAUAUGGCACCUACUCGACGUCCUACAACAAGAAAGAUCCAAUCGACGAUAUCUUCACCGUUAGCGCUUUAAAUUCGAAUCGUCAGCCAUAUCGGCGCGAAUACAGGGAGGAGUAUUACAAGGAUGAGGUGAAGAAAUAUGAGCCGAUGAAAAGAAGUCUCACAGACGGUAGCCUGAGGAGGACUCCGGAAAAGGUACACGAAUACAAGACGUCAAGCUCGCUGGUUACGAGUCCAUAUUCCGAUGGUGAGAAUUUGUCACCUCCGGGUGCGUUCAGGAGCUCGCCAAGAUCGCCCGAGUUUCACGAAACAUAUUCCACCAGUAAUCUGACAUGGCUGCAAAAGCAACAACUCAAGCUGAAAGAACGUCGAGAAAUGCAGUUAAGAGAAGAACGUCAACCUCAUGAAACUCGUCUUCUGUCAGAGUUGAGAAACAUCCAAGCAAGACAUAUUAGGCCAUCGGCAAGCCACCGUGCAGAUGGAUAUACAAGCGACACAACAGCUUUCGCCGAUGACGACGAAGAUUUUACUGUUCCACUCCACAUUAACACGACCUCCCGAAAUGUUUCUUCGGUUAAUUCACCACCAAGUGGGAAAACGAUCUAUUCUACCAAUGAGAGACCUUUUAUGUCAGUAAAGCGCAUACACGAGAAGUUUGUUCAGAAUUCGACAUCACCUGCAUCUGCACUUAUGGAAAAUCCAAUGGGACACGCGAUAAGAUCUCCUUCGAGAGGUGGUCCAGAUUCCACUGACGGUCUUUUAUCUUUAGUAGAACAGGAACAGUAUUUUAAACAAAGCCCUCAUCCAAGUAACUCUCCCUUGUACCGCGAUGAGUCGAUUUCUUCAUGGAGGACACAAUCGGUUAGCGAAAUGGAAUCUAGUCCACCUCAUAGCGUGUCGCCGAGGCCGCAAACGCCCGCUUUUCCGGUUCAUCCCCGUACACCGUACACGAACGCAUCGACGCCGACCGUUCAAUUCGAUCUCCCAUCCGAACGACUACCACCUAAAAGUCCUACUACCCAACGACGAUUGAGUUAUCCUACUUCUGCUCUAAAAAGUUCAAAAGGGCGGUCAAAUUCACCGGGCAGCAAGGACCGACCGACUUCACCAAGUGAGUUAAGCAAUGGAACACUGGAAUACUCCCACUCAGUGGUACAACGCAGCACAUCAGCAACGCCCACCAGCCACAAUUAUAAGGAAAAUUUCGCCGAUGGUUAUCAACACAGUCCCGUUCAUAACGGAUCUGCCUCACCAACUGUUUACUAUGUAAAUUCAAGAAGGAGCUCUGUACAUUCUGAAUCUCCACAGGAGGUGUCGCCUGCGCAUGUUAAAUUUGUGCGAGACACCUCUAAAUAUUGGUACAAACCUACAAUCAGUCGAGAAGAAGCUAUAAGUUUACUCCGAACGCAACCUCCGGGCACAUUUGUAGUUCGCGACUCUAAUUCUUUCCCCGGCGCGUUUGGAUUAGCAUUAAAAGUUGCCACAUUACCAUCAAAUGUUCAGGCAAAAUCGCCCAGUAGCGAUGAAUUUGUGAGACACUUCCUAAUAGAACCCACAUCCCGAGGUGUUCGUCUGAAGGGCUGUAGCAACGAGCCAGUUUUCAGCUCAUUGUCCGCCUUAAUUUAUCAACACUCAGUCAUACAAAUGGCCUUACCUUGCAGACUAGUGCUGCCAGAGGGUGAUGUAAAACAGGACAGCCUUACCACCACAUCGCAAGCUUGGCUCUCUCAAGGAGCUGCUUGCAAUGUUUUGUAUCUGUUCUCGUUGGAUAUGGAAUCUUUAACCGGCCCGCAAGCGAUUAAAAAAGCUGUCGUGGAAUUAUUCCAGAAAUCGCCAGUGCCAACAGCCACAAUUGUUCAUUUCAAAGUGAACGGACAAGGAAUUACAUUAACGGACCACAAACGGAAAGUAUUUUUCAGGAGACAUUAUCCAAUAAAUACGGUAUCAUACUGUGGUGAAGACCCCGAUGAGCAUAGAUGGAGCGUGGGAACUGGGGAGGAAAAAAGUUCAAACAAAAUCUUCGGAUACGUCGCUCGUAAACCGGCAAGCAAUACAGACAAUCAAUGCCAUCUAUUCGCGGAAUUGGAACCUGAGCAACCGGCAACUGCAAUUGUAAAUUUUGUAAAUAAAAUGUUAAGUUCGAGCGGCAUUAAGGCCAAUAUUGUAUGAAAGAGGAAAAAAUAGGAUAUUACAAUAUCAAAAUGAGCGAUCAGUAUUUAAACGUGCAGGUUCUUCGUAAUACUGACAGAGAAUGUAAUAUAUAUAUGCUUUAAAUUAAGUAAGUAGACAUCUACUAAAUCGGGUAUCUUUGCUUGUAUUAUUAUUUAAAAUUCACUUAUUGUGUUUUGCUAAACUGUAUUAACUAGUCUUUUAUUACCUACUUAAAUUUUAAUUUGUUUCACAUAACUACUUUAGAAUUUAGUGCAGAUGAAUAAUUUAAGAAAUUAUUCAGGUUAUAACUUAAGAAGUUUUCGCAUAACAUUCAGAGUGCCUACAUAUUAUAAUAAGUACUGCGAUUGAUUUUAUUAUCUUCCCUUCGUCAGAAUUGUCCCAGUGUUUAAUUUUACUAUGCCACUACAUAUUUACAAUUAAUUUUAAAAUACAGUUCUAGGUGGUUCCUAUCGUUUUAAAAGUUCUGUAUUAUGUAAUUGAUAAAAAUUCAAAUACUUGUGUAUAUACCAUAGUACAAAUUACUGUUAUUCAUUUUUAGGUAUCCACCAGAACAAAAACAUGUUAUGCAUCUCAUGUUGAGUAACAUUGAUGUAGCAGAAUAUUAAAAUAAAAACUACUAAUUC